ACACAGUGAAUGUCUCUUUACAUUUCAAGUAUCACUCGCGCUACCGACCAGUUGAAAACAUCCUUGCGCUUGGGAGGUGAUCCAGGAUUUCUGUUUGGGAGAGGACGGGGAGACAUCACCAACACUGCUCGACAACCAUGCAAAUACUCGGGAUCCCUUUUUUGCUGUUUUGCCUCAUUUGGGGCCACUCCUGGGCUCUCGGCGGAAAAGUCAACAAGCACAAGCCGUGGAUAGAAACAUCUUACCAUGGUGUGAUCACGGAGAACAUGAACACGGUGCUGCUGGACCCUCCGCUGGUAGCCCUGGACAAGGAUGCCCCGGUCCCCUAUGCUGGGGAGAUUUGUGCCUUUAAGAUCUACGGUCAGGAUGCUCCGUUCGAGGCAGUGGUGUUGAAUCGCACAUCAGGAGAGGGAGUCGUGCGGGUCAGUAGCCCAGUGGACUGUGAGUCCCAGAAAGAGUAUACCUUCAUCAUCCAGGCCUACGACUGUGGGGCCGGGCCCAGCGGGGCCGACUGGAAGAAAUCCCACAAGGCGGUGGUUCACAUACAGGUGGAUGACGUCAAUGAGUUCUGCCCCGUGUUUCGGGAGCCACUUUACAAGGCAUCAGUAACAGAGGGCAAAAUCUACGACAGCAUUUUGCAGGUAGAAGCUUGGGACCAAGACUGUUCCCCCCAGUACAGCCAGAUCUGUAACUAUGAGAUUGUCACUGCAGGGACGCCAUUUGCCAUUGACCGCAAUGGUAACAUCAGAAACACAGAGCGGCUGAGCUAUGAUAAGCAGCAGAGCUACAAGAUUAUGGUGACAGCCUUUGAUUGUGGUCAGAAGAGAGCAAAGGAGGAUGUGGCUGUGCAUAUUGAUGUCAAGCCUGUCUGCAAACCUGGAUGGCAAGGUUGGAGCAAGCGGGUGGACUAUGAGCCAGGGACUGGAAGCAGGCAGCUGUUUCCCAAGAUGCACUUGGAAACGUGUGGAGGUCCCCUGUCCGGCGUGAAGGCGAUGGUAGAGCUACAGACCAAUCACAUCGGGAAGGGCUGUGAUCGGGAAACAUACUCUGAGAAGUCUCUGCAAAAACUCUGUGGUGCAGCAUCUGGCAGCACCGACCUCCUUCCUGCCCCAAGCUCUUCCUCCAACUGGACGGCGUCUCUGCUGACUGACAGUGGCCGCGACAGCGACCUUAUCUACAGAUUUGACGGACAUCAGGCUGCUAAUGUUCCAGAUCAUGUGGUCCCCCAAAACCUGACAGACCAGGUCACCAUAGCAACAUGGAUGAAACACGGGCCCAGUCCAGGACUCAGAGCUGAGAAGGAAACCUUACUGUGUAACUCUGACAAGACUGAAAUGAACCGCCACCAUUACUCUCUGUAUGUCCACAACUGCCGCCUGGUAUUUCUGCUCAGAAGAGAUUUCACGCAGGUCGACACUUUCAGACCCGCAGAGUUCCACUGGAAACUGGAGCAGAUCUGUGACAAGGAAUGGCACUAUUAUGUGAUCAAUGUGGAGUUUCCUGCAGUGACCCUAUUUGUCGAUGGUGUGACCUAUGAACCGUACUUGGUGACGGAUGACUGGCCGAUCCACACCGCAAAGAUUGAUACACAGUUGACUGUGGGCGCCUGCUGGCAAGGUGGUGAGGUAGCGACCCCAAGGUUCACCCAGUAUUUCCGCGGCAGCCUGUCAGGACUGACAAUCCGACCAGGCCGCAUUGAAACCCAGAAGGUUAUUUCCUGUUUGCAGGCUUGCAAAGAAGGCCUUGAUAUCAACUCCCUUGAAAGCCUUGCUAAGGACAUCAAGUUCCAUUUUAACCCUGCCCAGUCUGUGCUGGUGGUGGAGGGAGAGGAUCUGGACAGCAUCAACACAGCCAUGACUAAGGUCUCCUACAUAAACUCUCGCCAGUUCCCUACACCUGGCCUCCGACGUCUACACAUCACAACCACAGUGCGGUGUUUUGGCGAGGACACGUGUCUCUCCAUCCCAGACAUCAAGUCAGUGGUUAUGGUCCUGCCGCCCAGUGAACCAAGAAUCACCAUCACAGGAUCUAAUCGGCUCGUCAGGCCGUCCAGUGACCUGCGGGGCCCGCUGGGUGUGGCACCUUUCAAAGAGCUUCACAUCACCAGCACAGUAAUGAAGGCAGACAGCUUUGGUGGAUCCCGCAGACCAGGUGUGAUGGAGGUGAUGCAUAACCUGGACUACUGCGAUGUGCUGGUAAUUGGGGAAGAACUGAAUCCUGAGAGAGAGAGUCUGGAGAUUCAUCACAGUGCGUUGUUGGGAAAACACCUGGAUGCCACCAACUCCACCUCUGGAAUAUCAAUAUAUGGUGUGGACUCCAUGGCUCACUAUGAGCAGGCACUGAGACAGGUGCGCUACAGGAACUGGCGACCUGCCACCCUUAGCGAGCGAAGGCUCAGACUCACUUGCUCUGAACUCAAUGGGCGUUACACCAGCAAUGAGUUGAAUUUGGAGGUCAGCGUUCUUCACCACUCAGCUCCUGUGGAACAUGUCAAUCAUAUGGCUGUUCAACCUCAGUACAUGAGACCCGUACAUCACCCACUCAUGAUGCACACUCUGAACACACACAUGUCAGGAGCCGCUCCUCCAGCAGCCACUGUAGUUAUUGUGGUCUGUAUCGCUGCCCUGGUGGUGAUUGUGGUGAUCGGCGUGUACAGGAUCCAUGCCACACAUCAGGAGGGUUCCAGAGACAACGAGGACGGGGCCAAAGACACAGAGGAAGACUGGGACAACUCUCCACUCAACAUCACUGUCAACCCCAUGGAGAACGUAGGAGCUCAAGCAUAUGAUGAGGAGGUAACGGAAGAAGUACAUGAGGAGGAAGAAGAAGAGGAGGAACAGAACAGUGAUGAAGACGGCGGAGAAGUGAAAGACAAGAAGCAGAAGGGAAAACCAGAGUGGGACAGUUGCUCCAUAACAUACUGAGCAAAAAUGCUAAAGAGAUACCUGCACACAUAAUAACUCUUUACGUGUUUGUCUCUCUUGCUUUGACACACACACACAUGCAUAACCUGUGUUAGGAUGUAGGAGUGCAAACACACUGGUGUUUCAUUCAGGAGGUCAGGGUUGAAGUCCUGUGUUGCUGCGUUCCUCCAUCCUCCUUUUCAAUUAUGUAGUUCUUGGUUUAAAAGCCUUUAUCUGCCAUUUUUGACAAUAUAAAGUAUUUAUGCGCUUCUCAGUACUCCCCAUGCACAUACAUACUCACACAUUACUGACUGCCAUAAUGCAUUUUGCCUCUACCUGUCUCGAUUAUGUUAUUAGCGGUUGCUGUGCCGCCUUGUUGUAAAAAAUUCAAGUUAACGUCAUAACGGUUAUCCCCAUGAACAUAUGUAAAUACUUAUGCACACAUGUUAUGCAUGUGGGAGCAAAAGAAGUAUAUGUAUGAAUGUGCAAGUGAAGUAUUCAAUUCUGGCCUAGGCGCACACACACACACUCUAAACGACAUCGCCCUCUGCUGGACUAAGUCAGGACUACAGAAUGAGCUGCAAUCCAUCAUCUGUACCUACAUUGUUAUUCACAUCACAGUCAAGGCAGCAAAAAUCAAACAAGCACAGUAAUAUCUAUGUGCGGAAUUAAAGUUUUGCUGAUAAAAAUAAAUCUAAACUCUUGAAUACAGCCACACAAAUUCUCCAUUUCUUACAUUAACAGAAAUAUUGUAAACUUUUAUCCCAAAAUGUAUUAUGUGCUCAUCUUACUUUCAUAUUUGUUUUCAACAGAUUGUCUGCAAGAUGGUGAGUUAUUAGAUUAUCUGCAAAAUGUACCCAUAGCGAUUAGUUAAUGUAUCCACAAACUUUUUAAAACAUAAUUCCCUGACCUUUAUAGUAGGUAUAACAUAACUGUACUGUCCCUCAGUGUAUGUCUCACCUUUUCGUCCAUGUGACUAUUGUUGUGUUUCUCUAAGAGCAUCAGAGUGGAGGGGUUCUCUGGCUCGGACACUAAAGAGAAACAAAAUACAGAUAUGUCAUUUCUGACCAUAAAUAUUCUAUAUUUGUCCUGAUUUAUAUACAAAGCAGAAUUAUUAACUGUUUAAUAUCUUUCAUCUUUGCUUUUCUCAAAGUUUUUUUUAAAGCUACAACCAUCACUGCUCCAUCAGCUAAAGAGCUGAUGGAAGCAGUUGAUGUGUAAUUCAGACACUC
Messenger RNA from Etheostoma cragini (Arkansas darter), 4135 nucleotides. RefSeq names its product calsyntenin 2 (gene clstn2a). NCBI's taxonomy places the organism in Eukaryota, Metazoa, Chordata, Actinopteri, Perciformes, Percidae. Gene Ontology annotation, molecular function: kinesin binding; X11-like protein binding; calcium ion binding. Gene Ontology annotation, cellular component: cell surface; postsynaptic membrane. The record is from RefSeq and is a predicted model, not a curated record. Gene Ontology annotation, biological process: positive regulation of synaptic transmission; positive regulation of synapse assembly; homophilic cell-cell adhesion. Bases 138 to 2924 code for a protein of 928 amino acids. The transcript has 18 exons.